Molecule: messenger RNA, 1721 nt
Organism: Brassica napus (rape)
Lineage: Eukaryota; Viridiplantae; Streptophyta; Magnoliopsida; Brassicales; Brassicaceae
Product: pumilio homolog 5-like
Exons: 3
Coding region: 234-1628 (464 amino acids)
Source: RefSeq, a predicted model, not a curated record
UGUUUUGUUAAAAUACGUAAAAAUUAAAGAUUAACAUCCCAAUAAUUGCCUUUAGAAAUUAAAGAAAAAAAACAUUAACUCUUGACUUGGUGACUCGACGAAAGCCUUGGAGACAAACUUUUCAAAGGGGUUAGUUUUAAUCUCUCUGGGUCUCAUCUCAUCGCUGCAACAAUUUCAUAUCAAGAAAAAAAAACACUUUCAUGGAGGCUUAAACAUCACCACCAUCAGAAAGUAUGACGACGCAGAGCGCUAUGAGGAUGGUGGAAGGUGAUCAUGUAAAAAGUUGGCAGGCUUCCUCUAGGGAUCCCACUGGGAUAUUUGGUUCACAUGAUAUGGCUGUUGAAGAUUUAAGGUUCCUUAUGGAAAGAAAUAGAUUGGAUAGUAGUGGAAGUGAUCAUACAGGUAAGAUCCCUAGUAGGAGUGGGAGCGCGCCGCCUAGCAUGGAAGGCUCAUUUGCAGCUCUUAGGAAUCUCUUGAAACAUCAGGAAGGUAGUUUUAGUAGGUCUAUUGAGAAUUAUGGCUCUGAAGAAGAGAUACGUAGCGAUCCUGGCUAUGUAGCUUACUAUCUGUCCAACAUCAACUUGAACCCGAGGCUCCCUCCUCCGUUGAUCUCACGUGAGAAUCAGCACUUGCUGCGUCAUUUGGGUGGUGAGGGUAAUAACCUGAGUCCAACAGCGUCUUGGGAUGAUAUGGGGGUAAGAUCUUCCUUGCUUGCUUCUAGAACUGCGCUUUCUACACAUAGAGAGGAGCCUGAGGACGAGGCUUCUUCUGGUGAACAGCUGACUUUUGCUUCUUUGCCUGGUCGUCGUAAGAGCUUUGCUGAUAUCAUUCAGCGGCCUCAUUCGGCAGGGAACCAUCCAACAGCAGAAGACAUACAUGCCAUUUCUUCUGGUAUAGCUUCAGAAAGGACAAGAAGAGUACCAGAGUCUGAUAUAAGUGUGGUGAAUCUUCUGAGGGAGACAGAUUCUCUCUCCAUGGAGGCUAUUGCUAGUGAAGAUCCUUUUACCUCUGAGUUGAGCUCACAAAGUUCAACCAACACUCAGAAUGAGAGAUCAAAUGCGAGGGUAGGGAGCCGCGAGGACAACAAUCUAUCUGCUUUUGGUGCUUCUGGUCCAUCCUCUGCUGCUUCUAGAAUGAGGGGGAACCAAGAAGAGCCAAGGAGAAUGCCUGUGCAAUAUACGCCUUCAUCGUAUCAGGUUCAAGCUACUUCGCCACAACAAAUGACCUAUCCGAGGAUGGGUGGUGGUACACACGACAUGAUGCAGAACCUGCCUAGGAUUGCAACUGGAGAGGUACAUUCGAGUUUCCAAUCUCCUCACGGUUUGACAUCGCCUCCUAUGUAUACAUCAACAGCUGCAUAUAUGACAUCUCUGAGCCCGUUUUACAAUCAUAACUUUCAGUCCUCGGGUAUGUACCUCCCUCAGUAUGGUUAUAGCGGUUACCCUCCUGCCUCUGGUGUUGUCCCUCAGUAUAUGAGUGGAUACCCAUCUCAUGAAGCCACUGUUCCUAUGCCAUAUGAUAUCUCAUCGCCUUCUUCGGGCUACAACAACUCCUUCUCUCGUGAAUCCUUUUCACCUACUGCACAGAACACUCCUCUCGUGUUAUUCAACAAAAAUGAAAGUAAAUGACUUUUCCAAUCCAUUAUUUUGAAAUCUGUUGUUAUUUGUUUAUGAUUCUACAUACCUUUCUUUAUAAAAUCUAAUAAGCAAAGUAUCGCAAUA